Molecule: messenger RNA, 300 nt
Organism: Protopolystoma xenopodis
Lineage: Eukaryota; Metazoa; Platyhelminthes; Monogenea; Polystomatidea; Polystomatidae
Source: the annotation of a GenBank genome assembly
AUGGGAGUUCUGUGUCCCUUUGCUCAGCCAACGCAUUCAUAUUCCCAGGUUUUGGAUGUCUAUCCCAUUCAGUCCUGGUGUCUAUUGAAUUGUCCCGUUAUCUGCAAGCCGAGGAGGAUUGUCUUCACGACCUAUCAAUUGGGCUGGGUAGUUGACUUUUCGGAUGGUCAUCGUUCACGUCACGUCAUCCCAAACGCCGACUUCAUGCCCUCGCGGUAUCCUCUACUUGCUUCCGAACCUAGUGGCCGCCUACACAGUUUUCCGCCGCGUCAUUAUAGGCCGCAAGAGGGGAUGGAGUGA